This is a messenger RNA of Amblyraja radiata (thorny skate), 724 nucleotides long. Its product is annotated as zinc-binding protein A33-like. Lineage: Eukaryota; Metazoa; Chordata; Chondrichthyes; Rajiformes; Rajidae. The transcript has 3 exons. Gene Ontology annotation, molecular function: protein binding. The record is from RefSeq and is a predicted model, not a curated record. The coding region runs from base 1 to 648 and encodes 215 amino acids.
AUGAAGUGUGAAAACAUGCAGUUCCAGAGACCCGCCAGAGUUUCCAUUCACCUUAGGCAAGAUGAUACCAGCGGCCCCUUUCAGUUCAACCUGUGGAAACGGAUGCUGAAGCUAAUUAAUCCAGUCCCAGUCCAACUGAAGCUGAAUCCGGACACUGCGCAUCCGAGACUCAUCCUGUCCAGUGACCUGACAUCCAUCAGACUUGGUGCUAAACAGAAGGUCCCUGACAAACCCGAGCGAUUUGUACAGUGGCAUUGUGUCCUGGCAUCUCAGGGCUUCAAUACUGGGAGCCACUACUGGGAGGUCGAGGUCGGAAGGAACACCAUGUGGAGUGUGGGAGUGGUAAAAGCAUCGGUACUGAGGAAAGCAGAGUUCACACCGGAACCAAAAUCCGGUGCCUGGGUAUUGUGGCGUCUGGGAGAGGAAUAUACCACUAUGUCUUCACCACGUACUGCCCUCCCUGUUCCAGUCAAACCCCAGAGAUUGGGCAUCUACCUGAACUAUGAGGCUGGCCAGGUGACACUGUACAAUGCCGAUGACAUGUCACAUCUGUACACGUUCGGCGACAAAUUCACUGAGAAAAGCUAUCCUUUCUUCUUAACGGGUUGCAACAUUGAUUCAUUGCAAAUAGUCCACUUGCAUAUAUAGGUUUAUUUGGUGAACGUGGGGCCAACCUUUAUAGGGAGACACUUGAAACGGCCCUACUUCCAGGAGUUAUCAAUGU